Messenger RNA from Saccostrea cuccullata (small rock oyster), 908 nucleotides. Its product is annotated as RING finger protein 17-like. The annotation marks the transcript as partial. The transcript is spliced from 7 exons. Lineage: Eukaryota; Metazoa; Mollusca; Bivalvia; Ostreida; Ostreidae. The record is from RefSeq and is a predicted model, not a curated record.
AUGAUAAAGUUGAUUACAUCUGUCAUUUCAAGGUCAUUGCCAAUCCCUGAGGAUCAGUUGUUGGCUUCUGGGUCACAAGAAAGCUUGACAGACUGCUCCACCAGGAGUUCAUCAAUGGCGUUGGGAAGAGAGAGCACCUCUGUGUCAACAGAAUCCCUACCCUCGUCUGCCCUGUCCUUCACUCCGGGGGCAUCUCCAAGGAAACUGUGUUCCCCAGCACCGGAAGGAAAUGUCUCUGACUCAUCCACAGGAGCUAGGAAAAAAUCAAGACAGACCUCCAGCCACAAAAAGAAAUCAAAAGUUCAGAAGGGCAGUGACGAAGAUCUAGACGUUGAAGUUAAAAUCGGCCAGUUUACAGAUCCAUCUUGCUUCUAUGCUUACGUGGUGGACAGCAGCUUAGAUAGGAUAAUGGACAAUAUGGAGGAGGAAUAUCGGGACUCAGAGCCACAGUGGAUUAACUGGGACGAGGGGACGUUCUGUGCUGUGCGGAGACCAGAGGACGGGAAGUGGUACCGGGCCAGGAUAGAACAAGUCAUGAACAAGAACGUCAUGGAGGUAUUUCUGGUGGAUUUUGGGUUUACGGAGACCAUUCAGACCUCCGAGUUACGGAGUUUGAGGAAGGAUUUUUCCCAGGAUGCAGCAUUCUCCUUCCUUUGUCACCUGGCGGAGGUUGUUCCAGCUGGGGACCAAAGCACCUGGUCCAGAACUGCUUGUGAGUUUAUGUUAGAGGAAACCCAGGGCAAGAAACUCUACAUCAAGAAAAAGGGUGAGAAAAUAAAAAUGUCUGCCCCUGUGGAUCUGAUCUUGGAGACCGAGGUUCCAGAGAGCGCCCUGGAGCCGUCCAGAAAAUCUUACACCAGUCUGAUAGAGAUGAUGAAGGACAGAGGCCUGGUCAUCCCAACUCCAGG